Brassica rapa (field mustard) is the source of this 3257-nucleotide messenger RNA. RefSeq names its product probable pectate lyase 1. Lineage: Eukaryota; Viridiplantae; Streptophyta; Magnoliopsida; Brassicales; Brassicaceae. The record is from RefSeq and is a predicted model, not a curated record. Gene Ontology annotation, molecular function: pectate lyase activity.
CAUGAACACUAAAGUCGGAUAAUCGUUACUUGCUGUUUUUUCACUUAUAUGAGGAAAGGGAAACAGAAAAUAAAAAGAGAUAAAAACGUUAAGUAAAAUAAAAGUGACUGGGAUCCAAUUUGACCCGCGAGUUUUGGCCUAACCAAACAUUUCGCACCAACAAGAUCUUUCUCUUUAAUUAUUACCUUUUUGCACUUUUACAAAAGUAAUUUAAGCAGUAAAAGUGUAACAAAAAAAAGUUUCAAUAAUUAACAGUUACCACCCUUCCAACCUCUCCCAUGAUGAACACACAUGGUAUACAUCAUAUAAUUAUAAUUUUGUAUAUAGAAAUCUGCUUUAAAAUAAAUUUAUAUUAAUUUGUGCAAAAUAUAUCUAUGAUUGAUUAGAAGGAAAAGUUAUAUCUUUGUUUUUUUUUUUUUUCAGUUCGGUAUGGAAUAUGAUUUAUUUUUGUUUCAAUUUGCUUUGAAUUCGUUUACACAAUACAGUUUCCAGUCUGCUUUAAUCGUUUUGACCAAAUUUAUUGAGCACCCCAGUUUCCAACUAAUAUAGUGAGAACAGAUUGAAACUUCUUUGGAUGGUUAAUGACUCAACGCGUAUUCUUUAAGUUCUACGUGGAUUUUUCUUUCUUUACAAGCCGUGAUUUACGCCUUCGGAAAUCAAAGGAUGGUACCCGCCAAUUCAGCAAGAAACUAUGACAACUGGUUUCCGUAAUAUUCUGCUUAAGUAAUAUUCACAUCAUCACAUGUUGUUGAUGCGAUAGUGAAAGCAUCAGUUAGAAGCCAAUCAACUUGUUCUUUUGCUUCACUCAUAUUUGAAGUUACUCAGUUAUUCAUAAAUGAUAGAUCAAUAGUUAGUCGAUUACCAACUCAUUUUAUAUUCUUUAAAAAUUCAUAGUCAUUUAUAUGAAGUUAAUUAUAACUACGCAUAAGCUAAUUAAUCAAGUAUAUAUCGACAGUAAAUUUUUACUGAUAUAUACAAUUUUAGCAAAUGAUUUGAUUAAUGAAUAUUGUGUUUUUGAUGUAAUUUUCUUUUUACUUAGAAUAACAUCUAACUAAAUUCUAAUGAGUAAGAUUAAUUUUAUUGUUAAUCAAUCAUCUAAAUUUUGUGGAAUCUGACUUCUUACUUACUCUCUGGUUAACUCAGUAAUAAGAUUGGCAUUAUAAUUGAUAGGUUCAAAUCCCUUCAAUAUACAUUAUCCAAGUGUUGCAAGUUUUAUAUAAUUGAGUUAUGAUUUUUUUAAUCAUAUAUAGACUUUUGAUCAAAAUGCAUUAAUAUUAAAGCAUGCGAUGUCUGUUAAUCACACUCUUGAGCAGUUAGUGGAGGCUAGAGCUGUAAAUAAAGAGAUGGAGUUAACAACUAAUCACGUUAAAAAGGCAAAACGAAGAAUCAAAUUGUAUACACGACGUCGUAUCGUAUAGAUACAUGACGGCCGUCUUAACGUCUCUUUUGCGUGUCGUCUUCUUUUUUUUUGGCCUCUCCAUAUUCUAUAAAUUCCAAGCUCGUACACUCACUGUCUUUUAUAACUCUCACUCCGCUCUAAUUCUUUCGGACAACGACAAACACUCUGCUCUAAUGACGGUUCUUCCGACAUGGAUUUUAGCUAUGAUGUGUCUAUUCUUCUUCGUCGGAGCAAUGGAGAACAAAACACACGACAAGAUCUCAUCUCUCUCCAGAUCGGACGAAAUCGAAUGGAACAGACACGCAGUGACGAAUCCAGAUGAAGUAGCGGACGAAGUUCUCGCCUUGGUUGAAAUGAGUGCAAGAAACCAUACCGAGAGGAGGAAGCUAGGUUACUUUACUUGCGGAACAGGCAACCCCAUCGACGAUUGCUGGCGGUGCGAUCGCAACUGGCACAAGAACCGCAAACGCCUAGCGGACUGCGGCAUCGGUUUUGGAAGAAACGCUAUCGGUGGUCGCGACGGGCGUUUCUACGUAGUCACUGACCCAAGUGACCACGACGCUGUCAACCCUAGACCGGGGACAUUACGUCACGCCGUGAUCCAAGACCGACCGCUAUGGAUCGUUUUCAAACGUGACAUGGUCAUUCAGCUAAAACAAGAGCUCAUUGUCAACAGCUUCAAAACCAUCGACGGACGCGGAGCAAACGUUCACAUCGCUAACGGCGGUUGCAUAACGAUUCAGUUUGUGACGAACGUUAUAGUCCAUGGAUUGCAUAUUCAUGACUGUAGACCGACCGGUAACGCUAUGGUGCGAAGCUCGGAGACGCAUUUUGGGUGGAGGACGAUGGCGGAUGGUGACGCGAUUUCGAUCUUUGAGUCGAGUCAUGUUUGGAUUGAUCACAACUCGUUGUCUCAUUGUGCUGAUGGGCUAGUGGAUGCAGUCAUGGGCUCGACGGCCAUUACCAUCUCUAACAACCACAUGACUCAUCACAAUGAGGUUAUGCUGCUCGGACAUAGUGAUUCUUAUACGAAGGAUAGAGCUAUGCAAGUUACCAUUGCAUAUAACCAUUUUGGGGUCGGACUUAUUCAAAGAAUGCCAAGGUGUCGACACGGUUAUUUCCAUGUCGUGAACAAUGACUACACUCACUGGGAGAUGUACGCGAUUGGUGGAAGCGCAAACCCGACAAUCAACAGUCAAGGAAACCGCUACGCCGCUCCUAAAAAUCCUUUUGCUAAAGAGGUGACGAAGAGAGUGGACACACCAGCUAGUCAUUGGAAAGGAUGGAACUGGAGAUCGGAAGGAGAUUUGCUUCAGAACGGAGCUUACUUCACUUCUUCAGGAGCCGCUGCAUCUGGUAGCUACGCACGUGCCUCUAGCCUCGCCGCUAAAUCUUCUUCAUUGGUUGCAACCAUUACUUCUGAGGCCGGAGCUCUACCUUGUCGUAGAGGACGUCAAUGUUCCUCUUAGUUGUUUUUAACCUCCUCCCAACACCAUUACCCCCAAAAUUUAAAACCAUCUCUUAUUAUUUUCAGACAAAAGUGUACAUUCUCACACGUUUGUCAUUUGAAAGCCUUUUUUGUGUGUGUGUGUUUGUGUCGAAUUUUCUCAACCUCGUGUGUUGCUUGCUUCAACCGCAAGCUAGCACAAGGAAAGGGGAAGAAAACCAACCUUUCAUGUAAAAUAGAAACUCCCGAAGUAUGUUGGUUCUGUCUGAUCAACUCAGAUUGUUCUUCUUUUUGUCUAUGUCAUCUACGUAGGAAAACCAAGAAUUUUAUGUCUUGUUUUUAAUUUAUUUUGUGUAUUUUUCGGGUUUAUAAUUUAAUAUAGGGUCUAAAUGAUAUGUGAAUCUUUCUACU